UUCCUCGAUUGAUGUCUUCACGCAUGAUCAAACAUGGUUGAGAAGGGUCGCUUCUUAGUCGUUAUUUCGGUUCUUGAAGGACGAAGGUUUCCUAAGCGACCACGACAUCAGAUAAUUGCAGAGGCUCGGUUUGACGGGGAGUUAUUGUCAACUGACCCAGUGAAUCAUGUGGAGAAUCCAGACUUCACUCAGGAGUUGGCAUGGGAGUUGGACAAGAAAGGACUACAGCAGCAUCGACUUCAGAGGACAUCCAUCAAGAUCCAAUGCUAUGCAUACGAUAAUUCAAGUACCAUGAAAGAAGCCAUUGGCUACGUUGUAUUAGAUCUACGAUCAGUAACAGCUAAACAAACAGUGAAAUGGUAUCCUCUUUUACACUCAAAGUACAGUAAGAACAAACCAGAAAUUAAGCUUUCUAUCUAUCUGGAUGAGGAUAAAAGUGGUGAACAGCCAAGCUUCCGAGCCAAGGAAGCUCCUGCAAGAAUUAUUGAGGAUGGAGCUGGUUCAGAUGAAGCCCGAUUUCUUCGGCCAAUACUCAACGAGGAGGAAGGCUACUACCAGAUAGGUCCAGCAUCCAAGUGCAAGGAUCAGUUUGUCCUCUCUGUUACCAUUGCAUAUGCUGCAAACUUGCCACAGUUAAUUCCAAGUACACAACCAUUACCGCCGGAUGCCUCUGGAUACUUUUUCUACUUCUCCCUCCUCGGAAACGAUGUCACAAAUGAAGUAUUCCAUGAUCUCAUCAAUCCCAACUUUCCAGCUGAGAGAGCCUCUGUUAGGAUAAGGACAAGUAUUGAAGCUCUACGACAGUUCUUUACUCAUCAGCCAGGCAUACAAGUUCACCUGUGUUGUGGGGAGCAGUCUUUGGGAAGCUGUGAAGUCCCUCUCAAUUCCCUUCUUCAAAAGAACAGUACAGAAAUUUACAUGAAACCGGUGGCUGUAGAAGGAUCAUUUCAGUUGAUACCUCCUAACAAGACAAAGCAGCAAAUACCUACUGUACCGAACGAUAUGUCUCCAGCGGUUGGUGUAUCUGUCAUACUCCGAAAGGAGGAUAUGGCAAUGAAAUCUCCUGUGAAAGAAUCACCGCCUAGGAAAGAACAGGAAGUAGGGAGAGAUUCCUCUCCACCCAGACCCAAAGAGUCCCCAAAAGCAAAGAAAUCUCCUUCCAGAGGAACCAAAACUAAAUCUAAAACAAAAGGCAAAGGAGAUAAAGAUGUUAAACCCAAACAAGUUGCUGCUGAUGACUAUCCUGAUGAUUUUGAUGAAGAAAAUACAGAGGAAAACUUGAGUAGUAUUGAAGAGGAUAGAUUGAGAGAAAAAGCAGCAAAGAAAUCUGAUCAAAGAGGAGAUAAGCCAGCAAAACAAAGCCUGUCCCCACCCACAGCUAGUUCUGUAAGACCUUCUGAUCAAGGUACAGGUGGCAGUAUUGAUACGACUACACAGCAUGUGGCUAUCCCUCCUCAGGCUCAUCAUUUCACUUUCUCUAUUGACCUUCGUAGCAUCAAAGACAUGGCCAGCACAAACACACUCUACGUCUUCAUCAGGUACACCUACCCAUUCUUUGGGAGUGCAGCACCCAUUCUGACUCACCCACCUGUUGAAAUACGCAAAGGGAUGGAGGUCCUUCUCCCCCAGUCUUUCUGUGCUUUUGACUUUGCUUGCACUGUAGCACAACUACAGGAGACUUUUCUAAGAGUGCCCCUGAUUGUGGAGGUGUGGCAUAGAGACAAACAACUGUCAAAGGAUGUGUUAUUGGGUACAGCUCGUCUUCCUCUUGGGAACAUUAUCACUGCAGAUAAAAUGAGGAUAGCGAGCAAGACUGGUAGUACAGGAUGGAGACAGGCUUGUAGUGACAGAGUCACAGUCCAGGGUAAUGACAGUGACCAGCGUAAAGUUGGGGAGGUCAGCACUGUCCUGAGUUUGGAGGAUUGGGGGACCAUUACCACACAACAAAUCAUUGUCCAGCAGGAAUCCUCCGGGACACAGAGUGUAGCUGAGUCCUUAGGACAGAAUAUUGUUGGCGUAGCAAGGGCACAGUCACAGACCCAACAAGCACCAUCUCAAGUCUCGCCUCAGGCCCCAAGGGAGUCAGUAGAGUACAAGACUGCACUAGAGCUUGAAAUGUGGAAGGAGGGACAGGAAAAAAUGUUUGAAAAUCAGUUAAAGCAGAAGGAGACGGUGUACAUGAAGGCUCUUGCAGAAGAAUGGAAGAAAAGGGACAAAGAGAGAGAAAUUUUGAUGAAGAAAAAGAUGGCAGAAUAUGCACAGCUUGAAGACCAGCUGAGGAAAACAUUAUCAAAUCUUGAAAAACGUGAAAAACAGCUUGCUGCUAAUGAACAGGAGGUGGCCAGAAUGAAAACAGAUUUACAACGGGAACAUGACAGGAAGCUACAGGAUGUACGAGAGGCCUCGCGCAGGAUGAAAGAAGACUGUGACCAUCAGGUGGAGCUGGAGAGGUUGAAGUGCAAAGAAAUUGAAGGGUUAAUUGACAGAUACAAGCGAGAGAUAGCAGAGCUGGAGAAAAAGAAUCAGAACCAAGAAAAGGAGUUUGCUGUGUACAAGGAGCAGCAAAACACAAAGCCUGAGGUCAGACUACAGUCCGAGAUAAACCUUCUCACACUGGAAAAGGUGGAAUUGGAGCGUAAGUUGGAUGCUAUAGCAAAAUCUAAGGUCCACUACAAACAGCAGUGGGGUCGUGCCCUCAAGGAGUUGGCAAGACUCAAACAGAAGGAACAGGUGGCGGCCAAAACUGAGCUGAAACGUCAGCAACAUGAACUGGAGCACAUGCGGCUGCGUUACUUGGCUGCAGAGGAGAAGGAGGUUGUCAAAUCAGAGAAAAAGGAACUUGAGGAUCUGAAAAACGAACUCAAUAGACUUAGGCAAAUGGAGGAGGAGAAAGCCAAGUCACUGAACCAUUCUCUGAGUCCACGGGAAUAUUCUGGAACCAAAGGUGAUGACAGCCAGGGCCUCGACGAACACAUCACCCGCCUCAUUGAGGAACGAGAUACAUUGUUAAGGACAGGAGUAUACACCACUCAAGACGGUAUCAUUGCCGAGUUGGAUAGACAAAUCAGAGAAUCUAUGGUACAGAAGAAAACAAAUGCUUUAUAACACCAAGCUGUUACAUUUUGCCCAACGGUGCCUGUUAUCUCGAGAGAGUGAACAGCAAGUGGAAUACUGAUAUAUUUAAUGAAAGAAAAAGAUUACCUACUGAGAUGUUGUAAUAGCCUUGUGUUGUAAACUGCUGUAGAAUCAGGCAAUCAAUAUUAAGAUGAAGGCUUAGAGUGAAAUGAGAUGGACCUAGCAUUUCUUAUUAUAACAGUACCCUGUGGUAUUUUAAUCUCAAAAUUUAUUAAAGUCUGCUUUAAUAUGUGAAGCUUAAAUACUUAAAACACUUUCAAGGAGAAUUACUCCCAUCAAGCUUACCUUUGCUAAGAUAUCUUUAUUUUGUUCAAUGGUGUGGAAGUAUACUGAUAUUGGGUAUAAAUCAGGAACCUAAUACAUUGUUGUAGAAAUGUUUUAAUGACUGAAAAACUGUUUGUAGAAGUAUUUGAAAUCUUUAAACCUUAAACAUGAUUUUGCAAUUCAAGUACAUCAAAUAAUAAUCAUUCUUUUCUAAUUGAAUAGUCCAUUUAGUCUGUAGUUAGAUCUCUAUGAUUAUUAAUAUAUUAUUUUGCUGUUUUCAUUGAGACACUUCUGUUUCUGGUUUCCUACCAAGCAUCACAUUGACAAUAACUGAGAGCUCAGAUUAGAUAAAUGCAAGCUGUAGAAAAUGUUCAUUUUAUAUAAAUGUCAUGUGACUGGUAGAACAAAUAAUCCAAUACAUUACUAGUAUCCUUUAUAAGUUAGACUGGUUUGACAAAAGAAAUUGUACACACAGUACAACAGCUGUAUCAUACAUUGUGAAUAGUGAAUGGAUGGAUAAACAGUUGUAUUAUAUGUUAGAAAUGUGAAAACAUGUACCUAUAUCCAUAUA
This is a messenger RNA of Ylistrum balloti, 3970 nucleotides long. RefSeq names its product centrosomal protein of 120 kDa-like. The transcript is spliced from 22 exons. The record is from RefSeq and is a predicted model, not a curated record. Lineage: Eukaryota; Metazoa; Mollusca; Bivalvia; Pectinida; Pectinidae. Gene Ontology annotation, biological process: positive regulation of centriole elongation; interkinetic nuclear migration; centrosome cycle. Gene Ontology annotation, cellular component: centrosome; centriole. Bases 34 to 3105 code for a protein of 1023 amino acids.